ACAAUUUUCGACAUUUCAAUAUUGAGAUGCACUAUAUACAAUCAAUUUAUUAGAAAUAUAUUUCGUUUGCGAUCGCGACUAUUGUAACUAUCUCAUCCACAUGUUGAGCUUAUCAAUAAUUAUUUGCAUAGCACACACUCUCUUAGUCUCCUAAAAAUAUCUUCAUUGGAGACUUCUAUUCGCUGCUUUUACUGUGAGAAUUCAUUCGGAGAUGAUUUGCUUACACUUGCAAAGAGUGAUUUCUACAUGCAUGUCAAAUGUGGUUUGAUCCCGCAACCCACAUUGAUAACAAACCACGGUGUUGAAGAAGAAGAAGAUGAUGAUGAUGAUAAUCAUGGCAUCAUUCAAUUCUCAUGCCAUCAACAUUACAUUUUGAGUCCGUGAAAUUAAUAUUUUUGUUUAUUUUUCAAGACGAGAGAAUUUAUGAGAUGAUUUGUAGUUAUUUGUACUCUAUUUUUUUAAUGAUGAGGGAACUGAUGAGAUGAUUUGUGUGUUUAUUUGUACUAUGUUUUUUAAAGUGAAUAUUACGGGAGACUUCUAUUCGUUGCUUUUACUGUGACAAAUCCUUCGGAGGUGAAUUUGCUUACACUUGCAAGGAGUGUGCUUUCUACGUGCAUGCCAAAUGUGGUGUGAUCCCACAACCCACAAUAGCAUGUGAUGAUCAUGGCGUCAUUCAAUUCUCAUGCCAUCAACAUCCAAUGCCACUUGUGGUCGAGCAUGGAGAUGGUGAAGAUAUUAUUCUUGGUAAGAAAUGCAUAGCAUGUCAAUUACCUUGCUCCUAUCCAGCCUACUCUUGCACAACACAUUUAUGUCUGAAUUUUUUUCAUAAGUCCUGUGUAGAUAAACUGCCACAGAAAAUUCAACAUCCUUUUCAUUCACACAAACCUCUUACCCUUAAAUUCAGUAACCUUCAAUGUGAUCUUUGUUAUAAAAAGGAUUGCAGACUCGUUUUUAGCUGUCGUGAAAUUGGGUGUACUUUUAAGGUUUGUACCGAAUGUGCAUUUCUCGAUGCAAUAAUUGUAAGAUGUCGAAGUCAUGAUCAUUUGCUUUGUCUUGUGGAAGGAGCAUAUUUUGACAAUAUCAAAUGCGAUGCUUGUCAAAAAUCUUAUAUAGAGUUGAACAAUCAUGCUACAUCUGAAAUUCAUUCGACUCGAGCAUUCCUAUUUCGUUGUAUGGAAUGUGAUUUUAACCUCCAUUUCAUAUGCGGUCCAUUGCCAUCAACCAUUAAAUUCAACUACCACAUACAUAGUUUAACUUUUCUUAAUUCAGUCGUUGAGGAUAAUUGUUACGAAUAUUAUUGCGAUGUGUGUGAAGAAGAAAGAAACCCAGACUUUCGUAUUUACAGUUGUUUUAAUUGCCGAUACGAAGCGCAUAUACAUUGUUUGAUCGCUCAGGUACGGAAUUGCAUAAAUUAAUAUUUAGAUAUAUACCUGCUUUAAUGUUUAAGUUUUAAAUCUAUUUUACUUUUACUGUAAAUUAAAGAUAUUCAUAUUAAUUGAGUACUUUUUAUUUUUAGAAUUAUAAGUGAUUUUGAAUUUGAAAAAAUAUUGUAUACAG
This is a messenger RNA of Humulus lupulus (European hop), 1557 nucleotides long. Its product is annotated as protein VACUOLELESS GAMETOPHYTES-like. The coding region runs from base 699 to 1415 and encodes 238 amino acids. The transcript has 2 exons. The record is from RefSeq and is a predicted model, not a curated record. Lineage: Eukaryota; Viridiplantae; Streptophyta; Magnoliopsida; Rosales; Cannabaceae.